Molecule: messenger RNA, 2844 nt
Organism: Arvicola amphibius (Eurasian water vole)
Lineage: Eukaryota; Metazoa; Chordata; Mammalia; Rodentia; Cricetidae
Gene: Bach1
Product: BTB domain and CNC homolog 1
Exons: 5
Coding region: 198-2402 (734 amino acids)
Biological process (GO): regulation of transcription by RNA polymerase II
Molecular function (GO): protein binding; RNA polymerase II cis-regulatory region sequence-specific DNA binding; DNA-binding transcription factor activity, RNA polymerase II-specific
Source: RefSeq, a predicted model, not a curated record
CCGGAGACGCUGGCGGCGGUGGCGGAGUGGAGCUGAACGUAGGGAGGGGACGGGCGGGCGGCCGGCAGCGCCGAGGCAGUGAGUCACCUGACCGCCGCUUGCAGCCUGCAGUCUGGCCGCGCCGCGCCUCGGCUCCGGUCGGUGACAGUUAGAAGCAUGCUUUCCACUGCUCUCCCUGAUCCCGUCUGCCACCCAGGAUGUCUGUGAGUGAGAGCGCAGUGUUUGCCUAUGAGUCCUCCGUGCACAGCACCAACGUCUUGCUCAGCCUCAAUGACCAGCGGAAGAAGGAUGUGCUGUGUGAUGUCACUGUCGUGGUGGAGGGCCAGCAGUUCCGAGCCCACCGCUCGGUGCUGGCUGCGUGCAGCAGCUACUUCCACUCGAGAAUCGUAGGCCAGACUGAUGCUGAGCUCACCAUCACACUGCCUGAAGAGGUGACGGUUAAAGGAUUUGAACCUUUGAUUCAGUUUGCCUACACCGCCAAGCUCAUCCUAAGCAAGGACAACGUCGAUGAGGUGUGCAGGUGUGCAGAGUUCCUGAGCGUGCACAAUAUCGAGGAGUCCUGCUUUCAGUUCCUCAAGUUUAAGUUUCUGGACUCCACCGCGGAGCAGCAGGAAUGUGCAAGGAAAAAAUGCUUCUCCCCCCACUGUCAGAAAGCAGACUUUAAAAUCUCACUUUCAGACCAGAAAGAUCUAGAAAUCGUUGAAGCAGAGGAGUACUUGGAAAAGAAAAAUAUUCAGGCCCCUCAGUGUGACCCCCAAAGGUGUCAGGGCAAUGUGAAAGCAUUGCCCUCUCUCCAAGACAGUGCCAGUCAGACGUGCCAGGCCAUGUGCUUGGAGAAGGCAUUGCCAUCUUUGUGUCCCAAGUACAGAAAAUUCCAGAAAGCGUUUGGAACUGACAAGAUCCGUACUCUAGAAUGUGGCAUCAAAGAUGUCCAUGCUGCUUCCGUCCAACCAAACGAGACGUCUGAACUCGAGUGUUUGGGGGGAGCACAAGGCUGUGCAGAUUUACAAGUGAUUUUAAAAUGUGAAGGAGCGAAGCCAGCCAUGGAGAGUGAGGAGACAAAGCGCAAAGACCCCACCCCUCAGUGCCCCGCGGUGCAGCCAGAAGCGGCUCCUUUCCCUCACAGUUCUGCAGACCCUCACGGGCUCUAUUCCCUGCCACUCUUACAUGCGUAUGACCAGUCAGGUGACUUGGGCUUUGCUGGGGUGCAAAGCAAAACAGUGAAAGCAGAGAAACCUUUGUCAGCUCCAGAUGUCCAGGAAGAGAAACCGUUCGGUGAAAAUCAGGAUUUAUACCUGAAAUCUGAGACGGGCCCCAAAGAAGACUGCAGCAGCCUUGCGUCUGGUGAUCGCAGUAGCGUGGAGAGGGAGGUGGCAGAGCACCUGGCCAAAGGCUUCUGGAGUGACAUUUGCAGCACGGACUCGACCUGCCAAAUGCAGUUGUCACCUGCUGCGGCCAAAGAGGGCUCCGAACAGGGCUUCUCGCAAAGGCGGUCCGAGUGUCCCUGGUUGGGUAUCAGGAUCAGCGAGAGCCCAGAGCCAGGCCAGCGGACCUUCACAACUCUCAGUUCUGUCAGCUGCCCCUUUAUAAGUACUCUGAGUUCCGAAGGCUGCUCGAGCAGCUUGGAAAUCGGAAACUACGAUUACGUGGCGGAGCCUCCGCAGGAGCCUUGUCCGUACACUUGCGUGAUCAGCCUGGGCGAUGAAUCUGAGACUGACACAGAAGGUGACAGUGAGUCCUGUUCUGCCAGGGAGCAGGAAUGUGAGGUAAAACUGCCAUUUAAUGCUCAGCGAAUAAUCUCGCUGUCACGGAAUGACUUCCAGUCCUUGUUGAAGAUGCACAAGCUGACCCCCGAGCAGCUGGACUGUAUCCAUGACAUCCGCAGGAGGAGUAAGAACAGAAUUGCCGCGCAGCGCUGUCGCAAGAGGAAACUGGACUGUAUUCAGAACCUUGAAUCAGAAAUCGAGAAGCUGCAAAGUGAAAAGGAGAGCCUGCUGAAGGAACGAGAUCUCAUCUUGUCCACGCUGGGUGAGACCAAGCAGAACCUGACGGGACUGUGCCAGCAAGUCUGCAAGGAAGCCGCGCUGAGUCAGGAGCAGAUCCAGAUCCUCGCCAAGUACUCGGCCUCAGACUGCCCACUUUCCUUUCUAAUUUCGGAGAAAGGAAAAAGUACUGAUGGUGAACUAGCUUUGCCUUCAGUUUUCAGUGUAUCUGGUGGGCCACCCCCCUGUGGACCAGGGAGCAGCAAGGCAGGCCAGGAACCGGGGCAGGAGUCCCAGACAACCGCGCCAACCACCGCAGCUGCCCUGGAGCAGGCCACACUGUCAGAACCCUGUCGGCAGAGUGGCGGGAUCUCAGACUUCUGCCAGCAGAUGACUGACAAGUGCACUACUGAUGAAUGAACCGCACGCGUCCUCCAGCCGUGGAUUCCUGCUGAAGCGUUGGCGUUGUCUUGAGAGCCGCGCAUGGUCGUGUCUUCUUGCUUUCAGUAGCCUUGCUUCCCCUGGUAGCUUUCUGGAGAGGGAAUUGAGUUUCUCUUCUAAGGUGACCCUGAGUUCUCCUUGGUUUUCACAGGAGACGUGACAUGAUUUACCUCUUGGAAACUGAAAAAUCACAUGUGAAAAUGUAGAGUAAUAAUCUCCCAGUGUUCAAAAUAACUAAGACAGUGAAAACCGCAGGGUCCGCUUCAACAGCUGGCAGCAUCUGCACCCGGUCCUCCUGGCCUGUGGAAGCUUGGUAAACUACCAUUUGACAGAAUAUUGAUCAGAAAGAAAAGUUCUCCCCAAGCAAUGUGGUGGCAAUCGACCCAGAAUAGAUGUGUCAGCACUGAGAGUGUCUGUGUAG